Mauremys reevesii (Reeves's turtle) is the source of this 2723-nucleotide messenger RNA. RefSeq names its product adhesion G protein-coupled receptor E2-like. Bases 2 to 2230 code for a protein of 742 amino acids. Gene Ontology annotation, molecular function: calcium ion binding; G protein-coupled receptor activity. The transcript has 18 exons. Gene Ontology annotation, cellular component: membrane. Gene Ontology annotation, biological process: cell surface receptor signaling pathway; adenylate cyclase-activating G protein-coupled receptor signaling pathway. NCBI's taxonomy places the organism in Eukaryota, Metazoa, Chordata, Testudines, Geoemydidae. The record is from RefSeq and is a predicted model, not a curated record.
CAUGGACCCGGCUCGCCGCCUGCUGCCCCUCGGGCUCUGCAUCGCCCUGUGCCUGUGGGGCACCGUGGCCCAGACUCCUGGCGUACAAGGUGCCACUGGGGACUGCAACAGCCAUAUGCUGUGCCCAGCAAACGCCAAGUGUGUGAACAGCACCCACUGCACCUGCCUGGAUGGAUACCAGCCAAGGGGGAAUCGCUUCUUCACCGACCCAACAGACACCUGUGACGAUAUUAACGAGUGUCUGGGGCCGAGCCCACCAGACUGCGGACGCAACACACACUGCAACAACGUGCCUGGGAGUUACUCCUGCACCUGCAGGGAUGGCUACGAGCCCAGCUCUGGGAAAGCCAAGUUCACACACGCGAGUGAGAACAGCUGCCAGGACAUCGACGAGUGUAACAAGACCCCAGAUAUCUGCAGCCCCAACGUCACGUGUAUCAACACCAUCGGGAGCUACUGGUGUGAGUGCCGGGCCGGCUACGUCCCCUCCAACAGGAACACGACCCUGUGCCAAGAGCUCAUCUGCCCCCAGCUGCUGGAUGAUGACAGCUCUGCCAGAGCCAAGAACCUCCUGGGCAGCUUCCAGGCACAGGUGGGAAGCCUCUGCCAGGUGAUGCUGAAGGAGCUGAAGCAGAUGAACUCUCAGAACGAUGAGCGGAAGCUGCAGGGCUUCUUGGACAUUCUGGAGAAGCAGAUAAAUCCGGUCGGGCACCAGAUCAAGAGUGUGGAGUGGAGACACGGGAUCGCGACGAAGCUGAUGGCCAUAGUGGAGAAGCUGCUGAGAACGCUGGGCCUGACUGUGCGUGAUAGGAUCAGCAUCGCAUCCCCCAACGGCACAGAGCUGGGGCUGGUGGUCAGGCAGGCUGGGAACCAGAGCCAGGAGACCGUGACGCUGCAGCAGAGCAAGACCCAGAUGGAAUUAAAGUGGGCCAGAGCCCCAGGGCAGAAAAACGAAGGCUUCACGCUGGCCGGGCUGCUGACAUACCAGGGGAUGAGCCCCAUCCUGCAUGGUGCUGGGCGGGUGGAGGCGCCCGAGUGGGACGAGAUCGGCCGGACGGGGAAGUGGGCGCAGGAGCCAGGGCGGCCCAGCUACCGUGUGCUGUCUCCAGUGGUGUCGGCCUUCAUCAGUGACCCAAACCCCCAGGCACUCGGCCUCUCCGUCAGCAUCCGCUUCAGCCACCCGGUGCCGGAGAAGAAGCCCGACCUGCGUCUCUUCUGCGCCUACUGGGAGCCUGGCAGCAGGCGCUGGGCCACCGACGGCUGCACCCUGCAGAAGUUGAACGCCACCAUCACCCGCUGCCAGUGCAACCACCUGACCAGCUUCGCCGUGCUCAUGGCCUUCUACGAGCUGGAGGAAGCGACUCUCAGUUUCAACAUCAUCACCUACGUGGGACUGACCCUCUCCCUGCUGUGCCUCUUCCUCGCCAUCCUCACCUUCCUCCUGUGCCGCUCCAUCCGCAACGUCAGCACCUCCCUCCACCUGCAGCUCUGCCUCUGCCUCUUCCUGGCCGACCUGCUCUUCCUCACCCAGGUGACCCACCCCGGCAGUCAGGUGGCGUGUGCUGUCAUUGCUGGCCUCCUGCACUACCUCUUCCUGGCCUGCUUCAGCUGGAUGUUCCUGGAGGGGCUGCACCUCUUCCUCACCGUCAGGAACCUGAAGGUCGUGAAUUACACCAGCGCCAGCCGGUUCAAGAAGAGAUUCAUGUACCCGUUCGGCUACGGAUUCCCAGCCCUGGUGGUGGCUAUUUCUGCAGCGGUGAAUCCUGGUGGCUACGGAACUUUCACACACUGCUGGCUCAGCCUGGACAGAGGCUUUCGUUGGAGCUUCCUGGGUCCAGUCUGUGCCAUAAUCCUGAUAAAUAUAACGUUCUUUGCCCUGACCCUGUGGUUCCUGAGAAACAGACUCUCCUCCCUCAAUGCAGAUGUGUCCACCCUGAGAGACCACAGGUUACUGACCUUUAAAGCCAUCGCCCAGCUCUUCAUUCUGGGCUGCUCAUGGAGCCUUGGUCUCCUCCAAGUCGGCCCAGCAGCCACGGUCAUGGCGUAUUUAUUCACCAUCGUCAACAGCCUGCAGGGAGCCUUCAUCUUCCUGGUGCACUGUCUCCUCAAUCGCCAGGUGAGAGAGGAAUACAGGAAAUGGCUCAAGGGAUUCCGAAUGUCCAGCACGAAAUCUCAGCCAUCCGAUCUGUCCAUGUCUGCUGUCCCCACCACCAGCACCAAGACGGACUAACCUUUCUGCCAGGAGGAGUCGGCAGCAACCAGGGCCGGGGUCAAUACCUAGGAGUUCCAAUACAAAACCGUACCGGCUGGAGCCCCCCGUGACGUUGUGCUCCAUGUGCUUUAUGGAAAUAUGCUCAUGAAUAUGACAUAACUGGAAUAUGCUUUACGCUAAAUACCCCUUGGAUGGUGUCUUUAGAAAGCUUGUAAUCUGCUAAGUGUGUUCAUCCUAUUUGUUUACAUGAAUUGUUUGGGUGAGUGGGAGCUCUGAGGUUCCCUGCUCCCCACGGCAGCUGAGCAGUUGUGGAGGAUCCCACCGCCUGCAGCAGCAGGGAGCUCCAGUUCCCCGCCACCUGCGGCAAGUGGGAGGUCUAGGGUCCCCCACUGCCCACGGGGGAUGGGCUGCUGCAGGGCCUUCUCACCUCCCACGGCAGCUGAGAGCUCCAGGGGGUCCCUCCUCUUCCGGCCAUGGCUGGGCAACUACGGGGAGUCCCCCACUACCAACA